Messenger RNA from Pleuronectes platessa (European plaice), 2715 nucleotides. RefSeq names its product vesicle (multivesicular body) trafficking 1 (gene vta1). Gene Ontology annotation, biological process: late endosome to vacuole transport via multivesicular body sorting pathway. The transcript is spliced from 8 exons. The record is from RefSeq and is a predicted model, not a curated record. Bases 90 to 1067 code for a protein of 325 amino acids. Lineage: Eukaryota; Metazoa; Chordata; Actinopteri; Pleuronectiformes; Pleuronectidae. Gene Ontology annotation, cellular component: multivesicular body.
ACACGCGGAAGUGACAGACUCACUUCUUGCUAACAACAGCUAGCAUCCCGUGUCUCUCCGGUGAACUCUCCGGUGACGGCCCCGCAGUCAUGGCUCUACCGGCUCAGCUCCGGCCCAUCCAGCACCACCUCCGAACCGCCCAGGAGCACGAGGCCCGGGACCCGGUGGUGGCGUAUUACUGUCGUCUCUAUGCUAUGCAGUCGGGCAUGAAGCUGGACAGUAAAACACCAGAGUGCCGAAAGUUCCUGAUCAAACUCAUGGACCAGCUGGAGUCGAUGAAGAAGGAGAUGAGUGACCAUGACUCCAUCACUCAGGAGGUUGUUGGUAACGCCCACAUUGAAAACUACGCCCUGAAGAUGUUCAUCUACGCCGACAACGAGGACCGGGGGGGGCGAUUCCACAAGAACAUGAUCAAGUCCUUCUACACAUCCAGUCUGCUGCUGGACGUCCUGUGUGUGUUCGGGGAGCUGUCAGAGGAGAACAUCCAGCACAGGAAGUACGCCCGCUGGAAGGCUACCUACAUCCACAACUGUCUGAAGAGUGGGGAGACGCCUCAGUCGGGGCCCAUCGCCAUGGAGGGGGACGGGGAAGCAGACGAGUUUGGAGCUGCAGGUUUCUCCGGCUUCUCCCAGGGAGGAUCCUUCAGGGGAGCUCCUCCUACUCAGUCCUUUGACGACCAGAGUCAGGAUCCAGGUCCGGCCCCCGGGUUCGGAUUCACUCCGGGUCCAGGACAGGGACCGUCGGCACCAUCGGGUCCUGGCACCAUCAACUACAACAACGUCCACAUCCCACCAGGGGCCCACGCCCCGGCCAACACUCCAGCCGAGCUGCCUCCGCCUGCAGCAGAAGGAGUGAAACCAGUGCCUUUGCCUCGCUCGGUGCCCGCUGUCGACCCCACACUGCUCAACGCCCAGCAGCAGGGAGGUGUCCACCUCACCCCGGAGGACUUCACCAAGGCUCAGAAGUUGUGUAAGUACGCGGGCAGCGCCCUGCAGUACGAGGACGUGGGCACGGCGAUCCAGAACCUCCAGAAAGCUCUGAAACUUCUCAUGACCGGCAAAGAAUGAAGCCUUUGUCCUCCUCAAUCUGAUCCCUCCAUCAUCCAGCCCUCCUCCAUCCCCCUCUUUUCUAGAGCAGCGCCGCUGAUGUGGCCCACAGCGACACACAAACACACACACACACACACACAAUGAGGCCGUCCUAUUCAGUUUGCUGUCAGAGGAGGACAUGAUGGAAAUCAGUCUGCAACAAUGGCUGCCUGUGUCUGACGCUGUGUCGCACUGACUGACUCAAUGACUCUCUGACUCUCUGACUCAAUGACUCAAUGACUCUCUGACUCUCUGACUCUCUGACUCUCUGACUCAAUGACUCUCUGACUUUCUGACUCUCUGACUCAAUGACUCUCUGACUUUCUGACUCUCUGACUCUCUGACUCAAUGACUCUCUGACUCUCUGACUCUCUGACUCAAUGACUCUCUGACUCUCUGACUCUCUGACUCUCUGACUCAAUGACUCAAUGACUCUCUGACUCUCUGACUCUCUGACUCUCUGACUCAAUGACUCUCUGACUUUCUGACUCUCUGACUCUCUGACUCAAUGACUCAAUGACUCUCUGACUCUCUGACUCUCUGACUCUCUGACUCAAUGACUCUCUGACUUUCUGACUCUCUGACUCAAUGACUCUCUGACUUUCUGACUCUCUGACUCUCUGACUCAAUGACUCUCUGACUCUCUGACUCUCUGACUCAAUGACUCUCUGACUCUCUGACUCUCUGACUCUCUGACUCAAUGACUCUCUGACUUUCUGACUCUCUGACUCUCUGACUCAAUGACUCUCUGACUCUCUGACUCUCUGACUCAAUGACUCUCUGACUCUCUGACUCAAUGACUCAAUGACUCAAUGACUCUCUGACUCUCUGACUCUCUGACUCUCUGACUCUCUGACUCAAUGACUCUCUGACUCUCUGACUCAAUGACUCAAUGACUCAAUGACUCUCUGACUCUCUGACUCAAUGACUCAAUGACUCAAUGACUCUCUGACUCGCAGACUCAGAUCUGAACAAGCUGACAAGACGUCUUAUUACCUCCACAGUAAUAAGACGUCUUUUCUUGUCUUUUCUUGUCUUUUCUUGUCUUUUCUUGUCUUUUCUUGUCUUUUCUUGUCUUUCCAGCGACUCAACGCGGAUUCAACAGGAAACUGUGACGUGUUGAGUCGAUAUUUUUAACUUCAGUUGCUGUUUUAUAAGUUGAAACUGUCACGUUCAGCUCAGACGUUGAAGAACAAAGGGUGGAGGAAAACAAAACAAUCCAAUAAACCGUGGAAUAAAACUGCUGUUUGGUGUGGGGCUGUCUACAGGGGGCGCUACUUCACGUGAUGACACAUCACUUUCUCUGUGUUGAUUGUUCCUGAGGUGGAAGUGGAGGUUGUUCUGCUCAUCUAACGUUUCUCAGAAGUUCUUUUAGUGAGAUGUUUGGUUUUUGGUUUUUACAGUUUCUAAGUUUCUUCAGAAUCAAAGAGAUUUGAAUAAAAUAUUUGAAAACAUGCUGAGAUGUUGACUUGUGUAUUUUUAUGUUUCAGUGAUUAAAGCUGAGAUAAAAAUCUUUAAAACUAUUACAAUUGAUUCUUCAUUUUGCCAUGAACUGUUGUGUGAAGCACUUUGUAGCCCUGUUUAAAUAAGUGCCAUAACAAUAAAGUUAUUCUGGUUCUGGUUCUGA